Pseudoliparis swirei is the source of this 1155-nucleotide messenger RNA. It is a transcript of the gene taf12, whose product is annotated as TAF12 RNA polymerase II, TATA box binding protein (TBP)-associated factor. NCBI's taxonomy places the organism in Eukaryota, Metazoa, Chordata, Actinopteri, Perciformes, Liparidae. Gene Ontology annotation, molecular function: DNA binding; protein heterodimerization activity; TBP-class protein binding. The coding region runs from base 11 to 421 and encodes 136 amino acids. Gene Ontology annotation, cellular component: transcription factor TFIID complex; SAGA complex; SLIK (SAGA-like) complex. The record is from RefSeq and is a predicted model, not a curated record. Gene Ontology annotation, biological process: RNA polymerase II preinitiation complex assembly; DNA-templated transcription initiation. The transcript has 5 exons.
CACUUCCCCCAUGGCCACCAGCAUGGCGAACAGCACCGCGCCAGCAGUAAAGGUGACUGCGACCCCAGGCCCUGCUGGAAGAACGAGUCCGGAGGGAUCUCAGGUGCUCAGUAAGAAGAAGCUGCAGGACCUGGUGAGGGAGAUCGAUCCCAAUGAGCAGCUGGAUGAAGAUGUUGAGGAGAUGCUGCUGCAAAUUGCAGAUGACUUUAUAGAGAGCGUGGUGACAGCGGCCUGUCAGCUGGCUCGCCAUCGCAAGUCCAACACCUUGGAGGUGAAGGAUGUUCAAUUGCAUCUCGAGCGCCAGUGGAACAUGUGGAUUCCUGGAUACGGCUCGGAUGAGAUCCGGCCGUAUAAGAAGGCCUGCACCACCGAGGCUCACAAACAGAGAAUGGCGCUGAUCCGCAAGACAACCAAAAAAUAGCAAGACCGUACACUAAUGUUGGAUCCACUCUGUAUUGUCUCUUGGGAUUUUUUUUCAGUUGGGAUUUUUUGGACAUGAGAGCGAGAGAUGGUUUUAGUGUUUAGUUUUUCAUUAGAUUGUCUCAUUGUCACGUCUCCCUAACUUUUGAGUGGUUUGCCAGCACCAUCGCACAAAAAUGUAAUUCUUGUCUGAUUUUGUUUCGUUGCCAUUAAAUGAAGUCUGGCAGAACUCCAUUCAUUGCAUUUUUGUCAAUAAACAUUUACUGAAAUACUUGUUUGGAUGAUGACAUCGCUCUAUCUGGUUUACCUUUUGGUACUCUAGAGCAUUUAGGAGUGACGGUAAAAGUUAUGUUUGGUGUUCUCUUACCAAUAAUAGAUAAUAACUUUUGAGUAUGUAAGAGAUCAUAGCUCUCCUGUUUACUCACUCCACUCGUGCUACGUUAUUUAUCAGGGUUUUUUUGUUCAGAGGGUCUAUAAUACCAAAUUCCUACUACAAAUGGUGGCUACAAAACACAGUAAAUUCUCUGCUUCUGUUAUUAGACAUGUUUAUGCUGUUUAAUGUUACUGGUUGUAGUAGGUCUAUUACAUUAACAUCUAUUUUAACCAUCCCUGUAAAUUGUAUUUUUAUUUUGGUUUUUCAGCAAAAUUUCAUCAAAAUGAUGGAAGACAUGGUGCUCAGAUGUUGACUUUUCACAAUGUCAAAAAAAUAAGAAUAAAUGAUGUGAAAAAAGACAA